CCCCGCUCCGCCGCCAUGGCCGCCGCGCACCCGGGCCCCGCCGCGCCCGCCGCGCCCGCCCCGCCGCCUCCUCCUCCCGCCGCCGCCGCCGCCGCCGCUCCGGGCAUCCUCAUCGGCGACCGGCUCUACUCCGAGGUGUCGCUGACCAUCGACCACUCGCUGAUCCCCGAGGAGCGGCUCUCGCCCACCCCCUCCAUGCAGGACGGGCUGGACCUGCAGUGCGAGACCGACCUGCGCAUCCUGGGCUGCGAGCUCAUCCAGGCGGCAGGCAUCCUGCUGCGGCUGCCGCAGGUGGCCAUGGCGACGGGGCAGGUGCUGUUCCAUCGGUUCUUCUACUCCAAGUCCUUCGUCAAGCACAGCUUCGAGAUUGUUGCUAUGGCCUGCAUCAAUCUCGCGUCCAAAAUCGAAGAGGCGCCUCGUCGGAUAAGGGACGUGAUCAACGUGUUCCAUCACUUGCGGCAGUUAAGAGCAAAAAGGACUCCAAGCCCCCUGAUACUUGAUCAGAACUACAUAAACACCAAAAAUCAAGUAAUCAAAGCAGAAAGAAGGGUACUGAAGGAGUUGGGAUUUUGUGUUCAUGUCAAGCAUCCUCAUAAGAUCAUUGUUAUGUAUUUACAAGUCCUAGAAUGUGAACGUAAUCAAACCCUGGUACAGACAGCCUGGAAUUACAUGAACGACAGCCUCCGGACGAACGUGUUUGUUCGCUUCCAGCCGGAGACCAUCGCGUGUGCGUGCAUUUACCUCGCUGCUAGAGCCCUGCAGAUCCCGCUGCCUACCCGACCCCACUGGUUCCUGCUCUUUGGCACCACGGAAGAGGAGAUUCAGGAGAUCUGCUUAACAACUCUGAAGCUUUAUACCAGAAAGAAGCCCAAUUACGACUUUCUGGAUAAAGAAGUAGAAAAGAGGAAAAUGGCACUACAGGAGGCAAAACUGAAAGCAAAAGGUUUAAAUCCAGAUGGAACUCCAGCACUCUCAACACUGGGUGGCUUUUCUCCUGCGUCAAAACCAUCUUCCCCAAGAGAAGUAAAAGCAGAGGAGAAAUCUCCAGUGUCUGUGAAUACCAAAACCAUUAAAAAAGAGCCAGAAGAGAGGCAGCAAACCUCCAAGAGCCCUUACAACGGGCUGAGGAAGGAGAGCAAGAGGAGCCGCAGCAGCCGAAGCGCCAGCCGCUCCCGCUCCCGGACAAAGUCCCGCUCCCGCUCCCACAGCCCCCGCAGGCACUACAACAACCGGCGGAGCCUGUCGGGCACCUACAGCUCCCGCUCGCGCAGCCGCUCGCGCAGCCACAGCGGCAGCCCCCGGCGGCACCACAACCACGGCUCGCCCCACGCCAAGGCCAAGCACGGCCGCGACGAGCUCAAGGGCAGCAGCAGGCACGGCCACAAGCGGAAAAAGUCCCGCUCCCGCUCGCAGAGCAAGUCCCGGGAGCACUCGGAGGCGGCCAAGAAGCACCGGCACGAGCGCGGCCACCACCGGGAGCGGCGCGAGCGCUCGCGCUCCUUCGAGCGCUCCCACAAGGGCGGCAAGCACCACGGCAGCGGCCGCUCGGGGCACGGCCGGCACCGCCGCUGAGCCCCGGGGCUGCGGGGCUGGGCCGGUACCGGCACCGAGCCCCGGGACUGCGGGCCUGGAACCGGCACCGAGCCCUGGGACUGCGGAGCUGGGCCUGGAACCGGCACCGAGCCCCGGGACUGCGGGGCUGGGCCUGGAACCGGCACCGAGCCCUGGGACUGCGGGGCUGGGUCAGCCCUGGCACCGGCACCGAGCCCCGGGACUGCGGGCUGGGCCUGGAACCGGCACCGAGCCCUGGGACUGCGGGGCUGGGCCUGGAACCGGCACCGAGCCCCGGGACUGCGGGGCUGGGCCUGGAACCGGCACCGAGCCCUGGGACUGCGGGGCUGGGCCUGGCACCGAGCCCUGGGACUGCGGGCUGGGCCUGGCACCGGCACCGAGCCCCGGGACUGUGGGGCUGGUCAGCCCUGGCACCAGCACUGAGCCCCUCAGCCCGUCAGGUACCACCAGGGCUGCAACAACUUCAACCCUGUCUGGUUUCCUGAAAGGUGUAGAAGACUCUUUUUUUUCUCGUGGGAAAGAAACUGUUACCAACUUUUGCACAUAAUACCUUAGCAGUAUCCCAGCGGUGGCAAACGAUCAGGUUCACUGUAUGUAUUAGAGUUGUGUAUUGUUUAUUGAGCUGAGAACUGGAGAAAGGAUUUCUGUAAAAAAGCAAAACGUACAUUAUUUUUAUACCAGUCAAUUGCAGACGCUUAUAUUUAAGUAUAGUUAUUUGUUUAAACAUGGUGGAGACUUUCUUACACUGGUUUUAGUCUGCAUGUGUUCAAAGAUUUUUACAAAAAAUAAAAUAUAAAGCUUU
Taeniopygia guttata (zebra finch) is the source of this 2374-nucleotide messenger RNA. It is a transcript of the gene CCNL1, whose product is annotated as cyclin L1. NCBI's taxonomy places the organism in Eukaryota, Metazoa, Chordata, Aves, Passeriformes, Estrildidae. The record is from RefSeq and is a predicted model, not a curated record. Gene Ontology annotation, molecular function: cyclin-dependent protein serine/threonine kinase regulator activity. Gene Ontology annotation, biological process: regulation of transcription by RNA polymerase II.